AACGAAGCGAAACGCCCUCCCCCUGGCGUCCCAGACAGCGGAGGGAGUCGCCGCCGCUGCAGGGGCCGCGGCGGGGAUGCAAAGCGCCAGUGCCGCCGCUCUCCUCCGCGCGCUGCUUGGCUGAAAGCGCACAGGACUCAAUUACUGGAAUUGUCAACUCUACCAAUUUAAGGCACAUUUCUCUUUCACUAUGAGCAGACCAAUUGUACUGAGCAUUUUUCUGGCUUUCUGUAGCCUUCUUUUUCUCAACUUUGCCACACAAUGUCUGGCCUUCCCCAAAAUGGAAAGAAGGGAGUUGGUACAUGUUCAUGCAGAAGACUGGCAGCCUGAGAGGAUGAACACAGAUGACCUAGAAAACUCCUCCAUUACUCCAAAACAGACUCCUCAACUGGUGUUCUCUGAAGAAGAUCAAAUGGUAGUGUCAACAGGACCAUCAGCAGUGCCAGUAAAUGAAGUACUCUUAUUUAACAAAGAAACCCAUCCCACAGGAACUGGACUCCAGCAGCCUAACAGCCCUGGUCUUUCCACUGUCACUGAACCAGUGGUCCCAGCAGGUGACCAAGUGUUUGGUUCCAGCCAGCCGGAGAAAAUGUCUCCUGAAAGCAGACUUUCCAAGAUCAUGUUAACUGUCCCUAACACUGAGACUGCUUCACUGAAUACUGGCAAGAAGGAGGAACCCUUUAGCAGUACCAGCAUUCAGCCCAUUGCAGAAGGGACCACAGAAGCAACACCAGGUUUUGUGAAAUAUGUGAACCAUCAACUGUUUACAACUGAAAAUCAGGAUGGAGUUAGUCUCGGGGAUUCACCUUCAUCCCUUAAGAAUGCUAAAGAAAUGCUAACCACCAAUCCAAGAACAGAGAAAUUUGAAGCAGACAUGGAUCAGAGAACCACUUCUUUUCCUGGUGCUGAGUCUGGAAGCCUUCUGCUGGAUGGGGAGAAGCUCCUGCAGAAGACAGCUGAUCAUACCCAGGCUACUGCCACCGAGCACUUGCUGGUGACUUCUGAGUAUGCCCUGAGUGUUGGUUCAGAAACGGAUAGCCUUCUGGGAGCCCCAGAAGUCACAGAAAGUGUCAGCAGAGCUUUUCCAGCUGCCUCUAUCUUAAGUGAUGAGUGGGAUGAUACCAAGCUGGAGAGUGUAAGCCAGAUACGGACCCCAAUGCUGGAAGACAAUACAGACACUCAGGUGAGAAUGGAGCCCUUGCAGACAGAGAGCCAUGAGGGGAUGGAAGAGGGUCAGCCCUUGACAGAGGCUGCAGAAGUGUCUCCGGGGCUGCCUGAAGAGGAAACAGACAUGGGGACAGCCCUGCUAAUAGCGCAGGGGGAGAAGAAGUCACCCACCUUCAUGGAUCAAAGUUCCUUCACUCCCAUAGGUCUGAUGGAAGAUUCCGAAGUUUUCUCUGUGCACAUGUUCCAAAAUAUGGGAGGUUUCGAGGAAUCCACCAAGGAAAACAGUGCCAUGUUUUUGUCAGAGACUACUGUGUCCAUCUCAGAAUAUGAGUCUGAGGCAUAUCAGCUGUUGGGAAAUACAUUGAAAGACAUCAUCACUCAAGAGAUGACAACAGCUACUCAAGAACCAGAAGCCACUUUAUCCCUGGUGACACAAGAGCAGGUGACCAGAGACAGUGAAGAGACUGAGGAAGGCAAGGAGUCCCCCCUUCUUGCCUCUGAUGUACCUGAUAUUACUCAGCUGUCCAGACAAUGGGAGCCUCUGGCCACUACAGUGUCAACCACAGCCAUUCCUUGGUCUCCCAAAGUUACCCCUGCUGCAGAAGACCUAACAGACACAGUCACUGGGCCGAGUGAGGAUCUGGCACUAGUUUUGGGCUCUCUGGUGACACCCCCUGGAAUAAUGGUGGAAGCACCCAGCAUUUCUCCAACGUUUCCUGCUUUGGAGGCAUCAUCUGAGAGAACAGUUCCAUCCGUUAGUGGCACUAAUACAGCUGCCUCAUAUGGCCUGGACCAACUUGAAUCUGAAGAGGGAGAAGAAGAUGAGGAUGAAGAGGAUGAAGAAGAUGAAGAGGAAGAAGAGGAAGAUGAGGAAGAGGAUGAGGAGGAUAAAGAUGCAGACUCCCUGGAUGAGAGCUUUGAUGGCGACUCUGAGGUGACGAGUUUCACUCUCCCUGGCAUCACAUCCCAGGAACCCGGCUUAGAGCAGGGAAACAUGGACCCACUGGAGGGAGCCACCUACCAGGUGCCCGAUGCCAUUGAGUGGGAACAGCAGAAUCAAGGCCUGGUGAGAAGCUGGAUGGAGAAACUAAAAGAUAAGGCUGGCUACAUGUCUGGGAUGCUGGUUCCUGUAGGAGUGGGGAUAGCUGGAGCCUUGUUCAUCUUGGGGGCACUCUACAGCAUUAAGGUUAUGAAUCGCCAAAGGAGAAAUGGCUUCAAAAGGCAUAAAAGAAAGCAGAGAGAAUUCAACAGCAUGCAAGAUCGAGUAAUGCUCUUAGCUGACAGUUCUGAAGAUGAAUUUUGAAUUGGACUUGGGUUUAAUUGGGACAUUCAAUGAUGUUGUAAUUUUGUUUUUAUUUUGGGGGAGAAGAAGAAGAAGAAGAAGAAAGAAGAAGGAAAAACAACAACUUCUAUUGCAUUGCUGCUAUCAGGCCGUCAGUUCUAGACCUGCUGGGUAGUAGAUUUUUCUUGCACUGAGCAGAAAAGGCAUGCUGUAAACUAAAUGUAACACACAGUGUUUGGUUAUUCUGUAGUGAACUUCCUGUAACAAUGGGCUACAAUUUAUACAUACACAACAUAAUGUUGUUCAGUAGAAAUAGCUGGAUUAGGUAGGGUAAAUAUUUUGUAUUUUUCCACUGUCUUUUCCUUGACUUGGAUUACUUGCAUUAAGUGUGAUGAUUGUAGCCACCAAGGCAUGCUCGACUUUGAAAUUGAAAUCUUAACAAAGAAUAACUUCUCAUAAUCACACUCUACCUACCUGAGAUUGUAGGCUUGGGGGCUAUGGUACAUCCUGCAUUUGUAUCAAAACCAGCGUCAGCUGAGAAUGAAUAAGAAAGAUCUCAGCCCAUUAGGAGUACAUGUAGAUUUGUACGUAUCUAGCUUUGUGUACUUCAGUUUCCUAGUUUUAUUGUUUUCAUCUUUUGUUUUAUUCUUAUUCUUGGCAAGGAAAAAAAUGCAUCAGAAGUAAUACAUUAAAUUGACUUUUAAUGUAUGUUUGCUCUCUUAAAUAGUGUCAUUAAGUCCAAGAACGUCUUACAUGUUUAUCAUUAUGAGAUAUUCUUUUUGUGUACUAUUUGACUUUGCCAAAAAGAAAUGAGGAAGAAAUCUCUGCCAUUUGGCUUUGUGCUUGCAUGACUACUACUAUGAAUAAUUCAGAGUAUUUAUUUUCCACAUCUGUGGUAUUGGCUAUGGAGAGAGUGGACCACCAUUGGUACUUUUUUGGCUUUAUUAUAAAAACAUACAUUCUGUGGUAGAAGCAGGAUCAGCACCCAGAUCCCUUGUACACAGUGGAACUCAUGGGAAACCAGCUUCUCUCAGGACAUCUCAUCAUGGGAAUGAUAAAGUAACUGUUCAGAUCAUUUUUCAUUUGCUUUGGAAUAUGAUUCCCUGCCCUAUACCAAAAUAGGAUAUUAAAAUUACCCUAUUUGAAUCUGGGCAUUUGGGACUUGUAGUUAGUUGAAUUUUGGGGGUAGAGAUUGACUCAUUUCCAUGGAAGGAUAAAGGUUAGUAACAAUAAUAUUACUAUGGAGAACUUGGUUGUAUUCAAUGAGCCUGUUCUACUAUGUCAAGCUAGUUACAGGCAUUCCACAUAGCUACUGUUUUCAUUUGACCAAAGAUGGAACUGAAGCAGAGAUGUGAACCAGUUACCCAAAGUUAUAUCCAGGAAGAAUCAGCAUGAGAACUUUCUUGGACUUAAAACCAUGUGACAUGUGCCCUUUUCACAUACUUCAGAGGGAACAGUAACAUUGCAGAAUCCUUCUUUAAAACCAAGAGUGUAAGGAAAUAGCUGCUUGGUGAAGGAGCAUUUGUGCUUCUGUCUUUGUUGAAUGAAUGAUGAAUGAUGCCUUACUAAUUUCUCUUUCACACAAGUUCUUUCCUUCCAUAUAAAUUUAAGUAUCAUCACUAAGGAACUAAUAAUAGCAAAAAAUUUCCUAGAAUCCAUUCUUGAAUGAUAAAUGGUUCACAAGAAGGCUUCAUUCAGUAAUUUCAACUUUUUGUCCAGAGAGGUAAACCAAUGUGUGAAACUGAUAGAAAUGAAAAGUUUUGUAGAAACAAAUAGAAGUUAGCCAUUGACAGGGUGGCUAAAGGUUGGAUUUUAAAAAAUAUCAUUCAGAACCAUGACACUUAAAAGUGAUUUGUAAUUUCAUGAGCAGAGCCAUCCUGAUAUUGCAGAAAGGAUGUUCUCUUUUUCUGAAAGCAGCCUCUUAUUAUAAGUGUUCCUCAGGUUAAGUAAGUAGGCAUGGGGGGCAUUGCUGUCUGUAUUCUUGUUUAUAGCAAAUAUGUAAUAGUUUUACCUAAUUUAGCAACAACACAUGGGUGACACUGAUGGUUACUAAUGUCUGGGACUACUUACUCAAUCUGUAGCGUUAACUUGUUGUAAAGUUCAAACUCUAGUAUAAUGAAGUCACAAUAAUAGACACUUAGUUUUGUUUUUCCAUGAGGAUGACAUUCAUGCGAGUGUAGGCAGAAGCAGAAGUGUCUCUGCAGCCUUUUUUGGGACACCCAUCUAUUAAAAUAAGAGCUGACUUAUAUCAUAGUAGAUUUAUGUACCAACUGGUUUAAACAUUUGGAUAAAUGAAAGGUGGUAUAGAUAUAAAUUGACUAUGAUUUAGUCUUAAAGGAAGGAAAACUAUUAAUAAUGUGGAUGAACUUAGAGAACAGCAUGCUAGGUGAAAUAAGCUAGUCACAGGGUAAAUACUGCAUGAUUCUAAUUAUAUGAAAUGUCUAAAAUAUUCAAGCUCAUAGAAGCAGAGGUGGAACAGCGGUAGCCAGGAACUGGGGGAGGGACAAAUGGGGAGGUGUUAGUCAAGUGGUAUAAAGUUUAAAUUGUGCAAAAUAAAUAGCUUCUAGAGACCUGCAACAUAGUGCCUAUAGUUAACAAUACUGUGUUGUGCACUUAAAAUUUUAAGAGGCAGAGCUCACAUUAAUCAUUUUUACCAUAAGAAAGAGAGACAAGAGAAAGAAGGGCCCUGUGGCAAGAGACCUUUUCUUAGUCAUGCUAUCCAAUAUGUAACACCUGCCAUAGUGGUGAAAGGAAAACCAAUGUCAAGAGAAAAGAUGGAAGCUACUAGAAAAAGAAUAGAAGGCUGGGGUGAAGAGAAAAGUGAUUCUUCCUUACCCCUGAUGUCUUUUUCUAUAGUCAAAGACAAUAUUAGUCUUUUAAACAUCUUUAAUUUUUUUUCUCUUCUGUAAGCUGUUUCUUUAAGUAGCUGCUGGCUUAAUUUAUAUGCAAUAUUUGGAGUUAAUUAGUAUCCCAGGGUAACGGAGUCCCUUAGCAAUGCCUUCGUCUUGGCUGCAGCUCAAAUGUAGUUUUCCAGAAAUACACUCUUAAAGUACCUGCAUCUCUUUUGCGGGUAAAAAAAAACGUGAGGAAAAAUUAAAGCAAAGUUUUAGAAAAAAGUUAAGGGCAUUGUGCAUUGUCUUGUGGUAUAGUCAACCCAAACUGGUUUUUCAUCUCAUUAUUUUAUUUUUGUGUGCUGUGAGGAUUGAACCCAAGAACUUGUGCAUGCUAGACAGGCGCUGGACCAACCACUGAGUUACAUCCCCAGCCCUCAUAUAUAUAUAUUUUUAAAGGCUUCAACUUAAAAUUUAAAAUGUUAUGGAGAUGAAAGCAAUAUGGAACAAUAUAAUGCACUCUGAAUGCCUAGUGCUUCCUGUCUCUGUGCUUCCAAAUAUCUCCUUCUUGUGGAAAUUCAAACAAGACAUCUUAUUUGGAAUCACAUUCAUAACUUGGGGGAGAAGAAUCCAAGCAUCCAGACAUCCUGAUUUCUGUGGAUGUGAAUAAUCAAUGCUCCUACUAGCUUCCAAAAAUGAAAACAAAAACAGUUUUUGGGAACAAGAUAUAUUACUUAGCUUGAGCUUCAAGUUGUAUGGCCUUUUGGUAAGACAGGCUUUGUUUUGAGCACAGAGACUCCUGAAGAGGCAGGAUUACAAUUGAAGAAAGGGUCUGUCCUUCUUCGGGUAUGUGAGAUUUAGGUGACAAGAAAAGACAUAUGAGGAAAAGAAGAUGGAAGAAAAAUGAAAAUACAAAGCAGAUAUAAAUAUGGCACAGAAACAUGAGACUGUCCUAGAGGAGGCUGAAGUUCUGAAUAGAAAAAUGAUAAGCAAAGAGAAGAAUGCAAAUGAGGAAAUUAAUUAGCAGGGAAAGGGGCCAUAGAGCUACACAAAUCUAAUUUUGCUUCCAUCCCUUCCAUCAAAGAAAAUUACCUUACAGCUGGGUGGAAUUGAGUAUGGUUGGGAAGAAAUUGAAGUCCAAGAUGAAUGAGAAGAUGAAAAGUGUGUGGUUCCUUUAAAUGAGCUUAAGCUCAGUUAAUAACUUCCUUAAUUACACAGACUUCAAAUGACUGAAUAUAAACUUCAAGGAAUAGGAAAUAAUUUGAAAACAAAGCAAUUUUAUUAACUUCAUAAAGGUUCCAUAUUUGAACAUUUGGCAUCCCUAUAAGACACACACCUCUUUUUUGAAGUAGCUAUUAGACUGGUAAGAUGUGGAUGGACUAAGAAUAGACAUCUAAAUACGUUGCUCUGAUAAUUAUAAACUUCAGCCAUCAAAAUGGCUGGAAAUCUAAUCCUGAUGCUUGAUUUCUACAUGCAGAGAAGAACAACAUCAAAAUCACCAUUUGUUUUGUAAGCUGAUGUUACAUAAAUUCACUGGGAGUAUGAUUUUUGAAGCAAUAGGUCUAUGUAAAUCCCUAUUAAUUAACCCAAAUUUUUAUUAUGAGCAUAAAGGAUAAAGAGAGAAAGAAAGAAAGAAAAGAAGGGAGGUGGGAGGGAUGGAGGAGCAAAGAGGAGGGGAGAAAUGUCCCCUACGAAAUGGCAGCAAAAGUACAAAGAAAGAAAUCGUCUCUUCGCUUGUUCUAGUUUUCUUAAAAGCACAAAUAUUGGUGCAAACUCUCAAAUUUUCCACAGGAAAGCAAAGAUCCCACUCUCCCUUCUUAAAAAGCAACAGGAGCAGCAAUACAACAAUAAUCACUAAUAGUUUGUAACACAGAGUGCGAAUUCUCACCACACCUAAGACAGCAGUCUCCAGACCUGAGAUAAAAGACAGUUGUUGCUGAAAGGUGUAACCUUUUGUGUGAGAAGAUGGAGGAAUGGAGAGGAGUAGAAACAGAAGAAUUGUCUGUUGGGAAGAAGUACUAUCUUGUCUUUCUUCUCAAAGUUCAUGGGUAGAAAAAUAGUGCAAGCAAAUGACAAGGGAGGUGUCCAUUGGGUUACUUUAUUACCUGGAAGGUGGAGAGGCCAUCUGUUCUGGUCUCAAAAGAAUAAACUGGGUAUUGGGUCAAAAAAUUGAGGGUUUUUUUUUUAAUGACCAGUACCCUGUACAUCUCAAUAUUUUCUCCCUAAUUAGCAGUUGGAUAAAGAAGGAAACCAAAAGCCUUUGAAGUGUUUCUUCUAUUUUAUGUCUCACAGUAUGGCCACAGCAUUUGUGCAGUUUCAGACUUCUUCAUGACUGGAAUGACUAAAAUAUAAUCUCAGGAAAGUGUAAGAACAGUAUUCCAAUAAGAAGUUUUGAUACAAAACCUUCAAUAAUUAUUCCCCCCUUAUUUUUUUUCUUUAGGUAAGAGAAAAAGGAAAGGAGGGAGAAUUCCAAAUAGUUUUAUGACUGAACUAAUAAAAUCCCAAAGAUCUAAGAUUGGAGAGUGUUGCUCAGUGGUAGAGUGUUUGCCUAUCAUGCAUGAUGCCUGGGUCCUAACCCCAGAACUGCAAAAAAAAAAAAAAAAAGGGAAGGGAGGGGAGGUGGAGAGAGAGAGAGAGAGAGAGAGAGAGAGAGAGAGAGAGAGAGAGAGAGAGAGAGAGAGAGAAUGAGAAUAAAGAGGAGGAGGAGGAGGAGGAAAGAAGAGAGAAUAGUGAAUAGAGAAGAGAGAUAAAAGAAAAAUCCCAAAUGUCCAUGUCAAGGGUUGAAGUCUAGAUAGUCUAAAUUUAGUAACCUGAGAAACCAAGAGUACUUGAUUAAUAUUGUUUCUUCCCAAAUCAGUAUUCAUCAAACGCCUGCCUUUGUGUGAAGUGUUGAGAGAAUAAGAGUAACAAGACAGUCUGUGGGCACGAAGAAGUUAUAGAGAGAGUAAAUGGACAGUUUCAUCCCAGGGUCACUAUGGGAUUCAGAAAAGGAGUAUCCAACCCUGCCAAGAACAUUAGGGAGGUUUCUCUUGAGCAGGUAACAUCAAACCUGAGGCCCAAAGGAUUAGUAGGGGUUAGUCAGGCAAAGGGGACUAUGGGAUGUAAAUUCUAACCAUGAGAAACACAGGGAGAGAUCAUGGAAAAUUCAGCAACAAGAAGUCAAACAGCUGAGCAUGGCAGAGCCCAGGUCUGCCAGGGAAAUGAAGAUUGGGGUGGUGGUGGGGGGAUGUAUGGUAUGGAAUAUGAGGCAGAUCCUGAUGGGUUUUCUAGGUCCUGUCAAGGAAUCAGGACUUUAGUUUAAAGGUAGUUAGAAAUCACGAAGGGUAACAUGCUGAGAAGUGGUAUGCUCAGGCUUGAGGUCAUGGGAAGACUGGAUUGGGAAGGUUAAAGUGUAGAGUUAGGGGCACCAGUCAAGGCCAGGGUGGGCAAGGUGAUGCAAAUGAGAGAUGAAUGUUGGUCUGGACCAAGGGGUAGGAGUGAAUUUGUAGGGAAGAGUGGAUUCUGGAGGUGUUCAGGAGGAGCAGUGAAGAAUGGGACUUGGUUAUUGGUUGGAUGUCAAGAUGAGGGAAAAAGACAAUGGCCAAAGCUAACCAGGGUCAUGGGCCUUCUGAGGUCUUUCAGGUAUUAUGGAGUCCAGUAACCUGACUUUUGGUGGAACUGACCCUGUGUUCUCUCAGCAUAUUCAGACCUCAGAAAGAUAAACCACAAAUAUGCCAAAAAUUGUAUAGACAGCUUUAACUUUCUACAGAAGUCAUGCUUGUGUGUAUGCUUAUUCUGAGACUUGCAAUAGCAGGUGUCAAAGAAUGGCUUUAAAUUUAAUGAAACUGAUAUUGAACAUCUCUGGUUGAGUCCUAGGUAUGAGUUACUGUCUAGGAUCUGAGUGAUUCUCUUGAUUUACAAAGACUAAUAUAAGAGUUUCUUAUUUUUUUCACAUGAGAAACAGUAUCUCAUUUUUCUUGAAAAAAAUUUCAAAAAGCUUCUCUCUCAAGGUCGUUCCAUAUGAGGAUGAUGUCAAUGUUUGGAGGUGCAGGUUGGAGAAUCUCUUGAGCCAUACAGACCCCAUGUCCCAGCGCUGAGUGGUUUCUGGGGCCUAGGAUGAGGGCAGUUGUCCUGGACAACCAUCAAGUAGCUCAUCUUCCUUAGUAUAUGAAAAAUAAAGCAAUUUUUUCUCAGCUGCAAUAGCAACACAGGGCUGGAUUCUGGAGAUCCUCAGUGAUAACUGUGGAAUUGAGGAAAAGCUUAAGAAGGAAUAAUUAUCACUUCAGUCCCAGCUCCAGAAAUAACCAUUGUUAACAGUUUGGUCUGUAUUUUUCUAAUCUUUUUUUCCCCCUAGGUAUUUAUGAUAUGUUGUAUAUAGACACUUUUAAUUUCACAGAGAAUAGGUAUUACAAUUUAUACACUAUUUUGUUACCUCCCUGUAGCUAUGAUUUCCCAUGGUUGUUUCAAAAGGAAUAAAUAAAAGAAAAAGAGCUGAUGGAAAUCCUGCAGUUGUAUUUGAAUGAGCAAACGAUUUCAUCACUAACAAGAUUUGUUUGGCAUUUGAUGAGCCACGGCUGACCACUUCCUUCAAGACGCUUCUGUAUGAUAACAGUUGAAACCUGUAUGAUAACAGUUGAAACGAGAAGUCUCUGUGAACAGACCAUCCAUGGGCAAAUGAUAUAUUCUUGUGCCCUGAGGGAUCAGAGAAUACUUUUCUCUUUUUGCUUUGCCCUCCAAGCAAACAUUGUAAACUUUUAUAAUUAGACAGUAAGACUGAAUAACCCAAGGGUAGGUAAUAUGUAACAUUGUGAGAAAUAUUUGAAAAAAAGGAUACUUACUGUAGUGACCUAAAUUGAUUAAAGACUUGCUUGGUUGAA
Messenger RNA from Marmota monax (woodchuck), 10136 nucleotides. It is a transcript of the gene Armh4, whose product is annotated as armadillo like helical domain containing 4. The record is from RefSeq and is a predicted model, not a curated record. Bases 191 to 2470 code for a protein of 759 amino acids. The transcript is spliced from 8 exons. Lineage: Eukaryota; Metazoa; Chordata; Mammalia; Rodentia; Sciuridae.